This is a messenger RNA of Owenia fusiformis, 4605 nucleotides long. The record is from the annotation of a GenBank genome assembly. NCBI's taxonomy places the organism in Eukaryota, Metazoa, Annelida, Polychaeta, Sabellida, Oweniidae.
AUAAACAAAUCUAGCUUGUAAUUUGCAGUGUUUGCAUCAAAAAUGCCGAUAAAGUUUAAGGAAUUACUUUUUCAAUUAAUGGUUGUCCUGUUGAGCUGCGAUGCGAUUUUUGGGAGUAACGUUCGCAUUUGGCGUCAUUUGGAGAAAAGGAAAGCAGGGGAGCAGCCUCCUGCGGGGGAGUGCAUGAAUUGUAGAUGGGGAGGACAAACUGGAGUUCAUUUCUAUACAUGCUGCAAUAACUGUGAUGAACCUGAUAAUGAAUGUGACGGGGUGGAGUAUGACAGUGCUAGCAAUGGCGAUUACUGUGGAAAAUGUGGAGUUGAUUCUGCUGAUGGAGAUGGCACUUGUAAUAAAGGUGAAGGGGAUACAUUCCAAUGCGGUGGCUGUGAUGGCCAGACAAAGAUAAAAACAAAAUGUGACUCAGUUUGGUUAUAUAGAGUCCCUGGGUUUUGCUGGGCGUGGCAGAUGUGUUUCAACAAACUCUGUAAGAAGGUGCAUGGUAGACGCCCUGGGAAACGUUCAACUGGAAAAAUAGAGUCCAUAGUAAAACGCCAAACUGCCGAUAUACGGGAUGACUUUUGUGGAGAUGGUGUUUGUAAUCUAGAUGAAACAACCACAAAUUGCCCAAUGGACUGUUGUGGUUUGUUAAACCCUGUGUGUAUAUGGGAAACAUAUUUCGCCCUCUGUUUCCCUGAUGGUUCAUGUGACAAAUGUCCGCCAUUGUGCUGCAGCGAGCCUACAUGUUGCGGUUCAACGAUUAAUAACACUACUCAAGCUGGUAUAAUAGAGCAAGAAGAAAUGACUGGACAUGUUACAACAAUGGAAACAAAGAACUUAACAGAUUCAGGUACAAGAACGAAACCAGGUGGAAUAACAGAACAAGUUACAACAAUGGAAACAAAUAACUUAACAGAACCAGUUACAGGAACGGAGCCAGGUGGAAUAACAGAACAAGUUAUAACAAUGGAAACAAAGAACUUAACAGAACAUGUUACAAGAACGGAGCCAGGUGGAAUAACAGGACAAGUUACAACAAUGGAAACAAAGAACUUAACAGAACCAGUCACAAGUACAGAACCAAGUGAAAUAACAGAACAAGUUACAACAAUGGAAACAAAGAACUUAACAGAACCAGUUACAGGAACGCAACCAGGUGGAAUAACAGAACAAGUUACAACAAUGGAAACAAAGAACUUAACAGAACCAGUUACAGGAACGGAACAAGGUGGAAUAUCAGAACAAGUUACAACAAUGGAAACAAAGAACUUAACAGAACCAGUUACAAGUACAGAACCAGGUGAAAUAACAGAACAAGUUACAACAAUGGAAACAAAGAACUUAACAGAACCAGUUACAGGAACGGAACCAGGUGGAAUAACUGAACAAGUUACAACAAUGGAAACAAAGAACUUAACAGAACCAGUUACAGGAACGCAACCAGGUGGAAUAACAGAACAAGUUACAACAAUGGGAACAAAGAACUUAACAGAACCAGUUACAGGAACGGAACAAGGUGGAAUAUCAGAACAAGUUACAACAAUGGAAACAAAGAACUUAACAGAACCAGUUACAAGUACAGAACCAGGUGAAAUAACAGAACAAGUUACAACAAUGGAAACAAAGAACUUGACAGAACCAGUUACAGGAACGGAACCAGGUGGAAUAACAGAACGAGUUACAACAAUGGAAACAAAGAACUUAACAGAACCAGUUACAAGUACAGAACCAGGUGAAAUAACAGAACAAGUUGCAACAAUGGAAACAAAGAACUUAACAGAACCAGUUACAGGAACGGAACCAGGUGGAAUAACAGAACAAGUUACAACAAUGGAAACAAAGAACUUAACAGAACCAGUUACAGGAACGGAACCAGGUGGAAUAACAGAACAAGUUACAACAAUUGAAUCGAAUAAUUUAACUGAUUCAGGUACAAGAACGGAACCAGGUGGAAUAACAAUACAAGUAACAACAGCUGAACCAAUGAAUUUAACUGAUUCCGAUACAAGAACAGAACCAGGUGGAAUAACUGAACAAGUAACAACAAUUGAACCAAAGAAUUUAACUGAUUCGGGUACAAGAACGAAACCAAGUGGAAUAACUGAACAAGUAACAACAAUUGAACCAAAGAAUUUAACUGAAUCAGGUACAAGAACGGAACCAGGUGGAAUAACAGAACCAGUUACAACAAUUGAACCCAAAAAUUUAACUGAUUCAGAUACAAGAACGGAACCAGGUGGAAUAACUGAACAAGUAACAACAAUUGAACCAAAGAAUUUAACUGAUUCGGGUACAAGAACGAAGCCAGAUAGAAUAACAGAACCAGUUACAACAACUGACCCAAUGACUUUAACUGAUUCAGGUACAAGAACGGAACCAGGUGGAAUAACAGAACCAGUUACAACAAUUGAACCAAAGAAUUUAACCGAUUCAGGUACAAGAACGAAACCAGAUGGAAUUACUGAAUCAAUUACGACACUUGAACCAAAUAACUUAACUGGUUCAGGUACAAGAACGAAACCAGGUCGAAUAACUAUACAAACCACAACAAUCAAAGCACACAGAUCAACUGAUUCGGUUACAGGCAAGAAACUAGGUGGAUCAACGGGACCUGUUGAUAUAACCGAAUCAGUUACAACAAAUGGACCAGAUAGACAAAUUGAAACAAGUACAGUCAGGGAACCAGUUGGAAUAACAAAACAAGAUUUGACAAGUGAACAAGACCACACAAUUGCUCAAUUGACGACGGAUAAAUUAGUUACAACAACCAUACAAGCCGGUGCGUGCGAAUAUAAUGGCAAGAUACGAAAAGAUGGAAAGACAUUCAAACAUAUCGAUGCUUGCAACAAGUGUGAAUGCUCUGAAGGAAGAGUACAAUGUUCAGACAAGAAAAGGUGCUCCAGUUGCAAAUACGAACGUAAACGUCAUAAAACGGGGGAAUAUUUUUUAUCAAAGGACAAGUGCAAAAAAUGCAUUUGUAUUGCUGGGUCGAAAAAAGCUAAAUGUGAGAAUAUACCAUGUGAGCCAACAACGUGUACUUAUGGUGACAAACAAUACAAGAAAGGCAAGCAAUGGCUCUCUAUUGACAAGUGUAACAAGUGCAAAUGCAAGGAAACAGUAAGCGGUUUGAGCGCAGUGUGUAGCGAUAAUAAAUGGUGUAGAAUGUGUGUAUACAAGAAUCGUAAAUACAACGUUGGGGAUGUAUUCAAAGAGACCGAAUGCAGAAGUUGCGAGUGCCAAAUCAAGAACAAGACAGCUUGCACUCCAAUUUGUGAUUACUGUAAGGCGAAUGACAGACGAUAUCUUUCAGGGGAACAAUGGAGACACCCUGAUAAAUGCAACACUUGUAGAUGUAAAGAAGGAUUAGUUAAAUGUUCCAACCUUGGAAAAUGUAUGAAGUGUUUGGUUGGCGGAAUUACAUAUAAAUUCGGCGAAGACUUCCUGUUAGAUGGCUGUGUCGAGUGUAAAUGCGUUUCAACUAACCGUCUGGACUGCUGGAAUAGAUGUACAGGAAAGCCGCCUGCAAAUGCUACAUGUGGUGUGCGUCCUGACAUUGGACAAAGCAGAAUCACAGGGGGUACUGUUGUUGACCCAGCAUUCAGCUGGCCAUGGAUGGUUACUAUAAAGGCUCGGCUUAAUGAUGACGAUGAUCUCCGUCAUGUCUGUGGUGGUGCUGUAAUUAACAGGAACUGGGUAAUAACUGCAUCGCAUUGCUUUACCAACAAAAAGAUUGGAAGAAACCCAGACGAUUUUAUAUUAUUCUUUGGAAAGCACCAUAGGACAGAAAUAGAACCUGGUGAAAUGUCUCGAGAGGUUGAGCUCAUUAUAACACAUGAGGAAUUUGACUUAGCCAGCAAUCUAGACAGUGAUGUAGCCCUGAUUAAGCUAAAAGAGCCCCUUAAUUACACGACCCAUAUCCAACCUUUAUGUCUUGGGAAAACAAAUGCCACGUUUUGUGUUAUGGCCGGGUGGGGUUCAACAGAGAGAGGACUGAUUACCAAAGAUAUAUUCUUUAAAGUAGAACUAUCUACGUAUCUACAUCAGGUCAUCGUUCCCUUAAUUGACACCAGUAUAUGUAACAGAGAAGAUUGGAUGGAGGGAAGAAUUAGCAACAAUAUGAUUUGUGCUGGUUUUGAGAAAGGUGGAAAGGAUGCAUGUAUGGGUGAUAGUGGAGGACCAAUGUUCUGUGCAGACAAUCUUAACCAGUGGACAUUGAAAGGAAUUGCAAGUUGGGGUUUAGGAUGUGGCAUUCCUAAGAGACCCGGUGUGUACACUAAAGUGGAGAACUUUUUAGACUGGAUAGAUGAAAAGAUUCAAAUACACGGAUGAAAUCCUAAAUAUAUUAUCAAUAACUUAGUUUAGUUUAGUUUUAUCUAAAUAAAUGGUUAUGAGUUUUACUACAUGUUUAUUUUUACACCUUAUAGGGACAUAUUUAUAUACAUACUUUCGACAGAUAUCCUCGUCUAGUGUAUUGUACAUGUAGCAUCUGGUCCCUUUGAAAACGUUCAAAGUCAAAACUGAAAAGUGUUUUGAUUAAAUGUUUUGGUCCUGACAAAUUACAUCUAUAUAAAUACAUAUAUGUUAUGUUAAAUUAUUGUUAGAUUUCUA